UCAGUUGCCUGAAGUUAGGGCGUGGAAGCUAUCAAGGACGUGUAGGGAGCGCUGAGAAGUGCAAUAACCCUAGCUUCAAGCCCGUCCACGUAAGCAGUCCCUAAAUACGAGUAUAGGCAUGCCACGGUCAGAGGUCGCGUGCGCAGUAAGAGCUCCAGAUCUAGUUACUAGAAACCCUAUUCCUCUCGUUCGCAGUAAGAGCUCUCACCCCCUCGUCAAUAGGGAUGCGCCGUCGCUCCCCCAAGCGCACUCUCCGCGGGAACACGCAGGCGCGCACGGCCGCCUUUCCUCGUGCGGAAUGGAGCUGCGCGGACACGCGGAGAGCUUGAGCAGACACGCGGAACGUGGCGGGUGGCGGGAGCUUAGCGCCGCAGACCCCAGGCGCAAUAACGCAGGCCUCGAUAAUAGGAGCCCCGAUAGCAGAGAUGGAGACGCAGGCAGCAGCGCUGGCCAAUCACGCUCGUCCGAUUCUUCCGCGCGACCCUCGUCGCGAUCCCCGUCAGCUUUAGCGCUCCGCCGCGCUCGUCCGCCGCGUCUCCAGCUUCCCGCUCAACCGGGCAGCACCGCAAUCGGCGGCAGCGCGAAUGGCAGCAGCGGCCGCGGCGGCGGCGGUGGCGGUGGCGGUGGCGGUGGCGGUGGUGGUGGUGACGGCGGCGGUGGCGGCGGUGGCGGUGGCGACGGCAACGGCUGCAGCAGCGGCAGCGGAAGCCGCGUUUCCCCGUCGUGCGCGUCCGGAUCUGCGCGAUUUUCUCCCGCCGGGCGGUUCACCCCCUCCCCCCGCUCCGCCGUUCCCUGGUCCCCCACGGAUUCGACUUGCUCCGCCCCGCCCACUCUUUCCCGCCCUCUGCGCUCCCCCGCCUCCCCCGCUUCCUCCGCGAAUCCCCCCGCCGCUUCCAACUCGCUCUGUCUCGCAAGCCCUCAAAGCACCCCGAGCGAAACCCCCCAAGAGAUGGUUGCCCCGUCGCCUAGGACCCGCGGAAGUGCGUCGCGCAGGUUCCGCGGGGGGGUUGCGGAGUCCCGCGGAGUGCCUCCGCCUGCGCGCGCGCAGCGGUCCGGCGGGGCGGCGGGGGGAGCGGUGGCGGCGAAGGUGGCCGCGCUUCGACUGGAUGACGUGGCGGAGGUUUAUUCGUCGGAUGAGGAGUUCCUGGACAUGUUCUGCGAACGCGACUCGGGUAUUCGCGACGACUUUCGCGAACAAGGAGUGCGCGACCACACUAGCAGCGGGAACAGCGUCGCAGGGCGACAAUCGUCGCCGACCGUCGCAGGCCUCUCUGCGACUGGAGCGCCGUCGUUGGCGCAGCGCUUCUCUUUGCCGCACUCUCUCUCCGUCCCCCUCCCCCCGCCUUCUCCCGUAAGCGCGCGGCGGGCGCUGCGCAAAGCGUCGAGCUACAGCGACGAGAAGAACGGGGGCAGCGGAAGCGGUUGGCGCAACUCCCGCUUGGCGCAGGGUAAGGCGGGCGGGUUUCACUGCUACGUGGUGGAGGAGUCCCCGCGCACUCCCGCAGGGAGCCGCGCGGAUGGUUCCGCAAAAGGGCCCGCGCAAGGGCCCGCGGAAAGGCUCGCGGAAGGGCCCGCGCAAGGAUCCGCGGACGGAGGUGUUUGGGUUUCUCGCACCGACGCAGGUGACAAUCGCGCGACUUACGGUGGGGCGUGGAGUCAUUCUGACCGUUGGAUCGACGACGCGGACGAUUCGAUGCCGCCCACGCCGCGACGUCAGCAGCAGCAGCCGCCGACGCAGCAGCAGUCGAUGCAGCAGCAGCAGCAGUCGACGCAGCAGCAGCGGCAGAAGCAGCAAGAAGCGGGGCAGGAGCGACAGGAGAAGACAGAGACGCAUCAGCAGCCGACCCAGCACCAGCAACAGCAGCGGCGGCGCGAGCUUCAGAAGCAACGGUCAGCUCCCGGAAGUCGAGGCGGCUCGAGAUCCGGACGCCACGCGCCGCGCGACAUUACGGGGAGUGAAAGCGCGGUAGUUACUCACAAGACGAUAAGUCAGUCUCGAACCCAUCCCGUGGCGAUAACCAGCGUUGUGGCGAAUGACAAUAGGCCAACCAGCGGAGUUGCGCCAACCAGCGGAGUUGCGCCAACCAGCGGAGUUGCGCCAACCAGCGGAGUGGCGCAGACUCACCCCGCAUCUCGCGGAGACGGCGCGCGUGUCUCAUCACUUACGAGUCGCGGCUCGGCGGGGGCUUUAAGUGGGCGAUCGCGAAGCUCGUCGGAUCUGCUGCGCACCAAUGCCUCCCCGCUUCUCCCGCCUUCCCCUUCCGCCGCUUCCCCCUCCGCCGCUUCCCCUUCCGCCCCUUCCCCUUCCGCUGUUUCCCCUUCCCCUGCCUUCCCGCACUCUCUCUCCGCUCCCCCUGUCCGCCCCGCGCCCGCUCCCCACUCCCCCUCCUCCUCCUCUUCCGCCGCCCCCUCCCCCUCGUCGCCUUCCCCUUCCUUCCCCGCCUUCCCGCGCACCCCGCUUUCACGCCCUAGUAUUAGAGUCGCCACCGUUACUGCUCGAACCGCGGUGGCUGCUCCAACCUCCCCUCGCUAUUGUCCCACGUCGCCACGUCAUUGUCCGCCUUCGCCGCGUCAGCAACCCCCAUCAUCGCCACGUCACAUUCCGUCCUCGCCACGUCACAACCCGUCUUCGCCACGCCACAUACCUUAUUCGCCAGAUCAGCAGGCCCCCGUCUCGCCACGUCAUUUCCCGACCUCUCCACGUCACUACCCCCCCUCUCCACGUCACUGCCCCUCCUCGCCACGUCACUACCCCCCCUCGCCACGUCACUGCCCCUCCUCUCCACGUCAACUUCCUGGAUCCCCACGUCAGCUUGACGCGGCGCCCUUGUCUCCUCGUCGCCCGACGGGGAUCGCGGCGGCGAUCGCGGCGCAUGCGGCGGCGGACGCGGCGGCGGCGAUUUCGUCCGACGUGGACUCGGACGAGGAGGCGAUGGGGAUCUUAAACGCGCUGCGGCGGUCGCGCAGCAACCCGCGACUCGCGCCGACGACGCUCCCGCUAGUAGGAUCAUCAGCUGCUCAAGGCUCUGCGAAAGUGACCGCGGAAGGCCCUGCGACUGCCAGCGGUGGUGGGGAUGGUGGAGGGGGUGGUGGUGGCGUGUACGCGUCUUCUGCAGGCCACAGUAAACAAAGCUACAGUGAAAAAAACUACAGUGAACAAAGUUACAAUGAAUUUAGCAAUGGUCAGUUGCACAGAAAUAAGAGCGCUGGUAGUGUGGUGACGGGGAGGAGGUCUCUGGACAACCCUCGAUUUUUGGGGGGGUUUCAGAAUCAACCCCGCGCUAGAGACGCGGAAAAUAUUAUCCCGCCAGAAUCACCGGCUUCGGAUUAUUUCGUUCCCCUGCGCCGCCAGGGCUCCCUUGCAAGUGGCAUGAACAGUGCUGGUUCUUCGGGCGGCGGAACGGGCGGUAGGAUGAGCCGUGGGGCGGGUAGCACCAGGCGGCUGGAGAGUCUACCGCCAGCAGAACGGACAAGGCCCAGCAGCAGCCAUGGGCUUGUUGGCAGAAACGGCCCUGCUUAUAAGGGGGAUAUCCAGGCGGGGGUGGGGAAAACGGAGGUUGAAGGGGCGAGACGGAGAGGUGAGAAGGUGGGGAGGAAGGGUGGGAGGGUGAGUGAGGUAGGAAAUAUGAGUGAGGGGGGGGAGUGUGAGAGACGGAGGAGGUACGGCGCCGGGCUGGGCACUCCGUUGCUGGUGGGGAGGGGGAGGGAGAUUGGCGACAUGAGUGAGGGGGGAGGUUGUGAGAGAAGGAGAAGGUAUGGCGCUGGCACUGGCACUGGCACUGGCACUGGCACUGGCACUGGCACUGGCAGUCCGUGGCUGGUGCGGGAUCGAUCAAGAGGCUCUCAGCAAGGGGAAGAGAGGAGGGAGUGCCGUGCUGGACAGGCUGAGGCUGGCGCGGUGAUUCAGGGUGACUCGGGAGACGUGGGCGCUGCUUCUGAACAGGCGUUGCGUGAAGAACGAAGCGGGGAUUGCAGGGAUGGGAGGGAUGGGAGGGAUGGGAGGGAUGGGAGGGAUGGGAGGGAUGGGAGGGAUGGGAGGGAUUGCAGGGAUGGGAGAGGUCAGAGGAGCUGGGAGAGCAUGGGUUUUCCAGGGAGUAUUAACGAGGAGAGAACCCUAAACCCUGACCUCGGGGCGUGGGGGCGUGUCGUGGGGAGUCGCAGCUUCACAGCGGGUGGAAGCGAAGCGCUGGUUGGGGCGGGCGAAAGAAGCCCACUGACUGACAGCCGUGGCAGCCGGAGCUGCUCCUGGCUUAGAGGCAGUGCCAGUGGCAGCAGCAGCGGGAGCAUCGGCAUCGGUAGCAGCAGUGGCAGCAUCAGGGUCGGCAGCAGCAGCGGCAGUAUAAACACCAACAGCGGCAGUAUGAGCAUCAAUAGCGGCAGUAACAGCAGCAGCAGGAAAGUUGCUGCGAGCAGCGGCAGUAGCAGCAGGGAGUUGGUUCCUUCAGCUCCAGUGGGAUCCGUGGCAGCAGCAGCAGCCGCUGCAGCUGCUGAUGCCGACAUGAAGUCAGAUGCUAUUUUCGAAUUGCACAGUGCUCACAGUGGUGCCAUGAGAAGGAGGUCUACUGAUAGCGGUUUGAACAGCCUAGUUUUGGAUUACCUUUAUGGGGAAUCUGACGAAGAGCAGUUUCGUUACGGAGUAACCGGCUUGGCGGAUUGGACUGGGGGAAAGGAGGAGGUGCUAGCAGCAAGGGAGCUGGUCCGAAGGGGAGAACCUAGCUAUGGAGAUGUGUGCCAAGAGCCGGGAUUUCCUGGCUUCCGGGAAUAUCGUCUGGAUGCUUAUAUGGAGGAUGAGGACGAAUUCGAAUUCGGUCAUCCUCUCAGGAGUCGCAGCUUGACUGCAAGGUCUGUUGGUACAGUGCCGUACUCUUCAAGGGAAUACGGUUUGGAGACUGCUGGUGGUGGUGCCCGCAGUAGCAGCAGUGGCUGUGAUUAUACGCUCGAUGAACAGUACAGAAACCUGAGGGAAGAAGGUGGCAUUAUGGCGCAAUACUGUACUAAUGGGGCGACUCAGCAGCAGCAGGACGAAGCGGGCUUGUGGGGUGGAGGGGAGAGUGCGGGAUGGGGGGAGAUUAGAAAAUCGAGGACUCUCCCGAUUGAUCCCAUCUUUCAUGACAUUUGAGAGAUGGGUAGGCUUAUUGGAGGCAAUUAUUUAUCCAAUCUGCUCAAAUGUCUGAUUUCCCCUUGAUUUGUUGUAAUAUGAUGCCCAGUUUGUUUC
Messenger RNA from Closterium sp. NIES-67, 5215 nucleotides. NCBI's taxonomy places the organism in Eukaryota, Viridiplantae, Streptophyta, Zygnematophyceae, Desmidiales, Closteriaceae. The record is from the annotation of a GenBank genome assembly.